Argiope bruennichi is the source of this 2392-nucleotide messenger RNA. RefSeq names its product ethanolamine kinase 1-like. Gene Ontology annotation, molecular function: ethanolamine kinase activity. Gene Ontology annotation, biological process: phosphatidylethanolamine biosynthetic process. Gene Ontology annotation, cellular component: cytoplasm. NCBI's taxonomy places the organism in Eukaryota, Metazoa, Arthropoda, Arachnida, Araneae, Araneidae. The transcript has 10 exons. Bases 292 to 1389 code for a protein of 365 amino acids. The record is from RefSeq and is a predicted model, not a curated record.
GCGCAUAGUUCUACAGCUUAAUUGCUAUUUAAAGCAAUAUUUUCAGAAAAAGAAUAGUUUUUUUUUCUUUUUCGGUUAGUUCCAAUGCUGUGUACGAACACGUGCUAAAACAAUACCGUGUAGAAAAUUCCUUUUGUUUUAUUCUGCUAGAAUUCGUUUUGGCGAAAAAAGAAGCUGCAGCGACAUUUGAGGAAAAAUUGUUGCGUGAAAUACCGAGGAUUAUCGUCAGCUGGAACAUUCUUAAUAGUACAUAUUUUGACGUAUCAUUUAUUUGUUUGAGCAUUAUAUACAAUGCCGAACAGUUCAAACGGUACCCUUAAUCGACUGGACAUUGUUGUGAAUGCAGAUUCUUUCUCAUCACUAUGUACAGGAGCAACAGCUGUUAUUAAUAUGGUCAAAAAUUGGAAAUCUGAUAAUAUAGGUUUUGAGCUCUUCAAAGAUGGCAUAACUAACCGCUUAGUGAAAUGUUAUUUAAAAGAUAAUCCAGAUCAAGCAUUAUUAAUCAGAGUUUAUGGAGAAAAAACAGAACUUUUUAUUGACAGAAAUUUGGAAGUUCGUAAUAUGCAGAUGAUGUGUGAAGCUGGACUUUGUGCACCUUUACAUUGUGCCUUUGCUAAUGGACUUUGCUACGGUUUUUCACCUGGUGAAGUGCUAGAUACUAAAAUGGUUCGAGAUCCUGACAUUUCAAAAUUGAUCGCUGGAAGACUUGCCAGAAUGCAUAAUGUUCGUUCUAACAUAAAUGGAAUGAUUCCUCAAGCAAAUCUUUUCCCUAUUCUUUAUAAAUACCUGAAUCUAAUACCCGACUCUUUUCCUGAUCCCAUAAAAGAUGAAAAAUUUAAAAGUAUGAUAGCCCCUAAAGAUAAACUUGAAGAAGAAAUUGAGUGUUUGAAGGAACACUUAGUCAAACUAGAAUCUCCUGUUGUUUUUUGUCACAAUGACCUUCUAUUAAAAAAUGUUAUUUACAGUAGAGAAAAAGAAGAAGUAACAUUCAUUGAUUAUGAGUAUGCCGACUACAAUUAUCAAGCAUUUGAUAUUGGUAACCAUUUUUGCGAAUUUGCUGGGGUGGAGAAAUUUGAACCUAAACUUUACCCAAACAAAGAAUUCCAGAUGCGCUGGCUUAAGGACUAUUUAGAAGCGUGGUAUUCUGAAAAUGAACUAAGUCCAGAUGAUAUUACUGAAGAAACAGUAGAAAACUUUUAUAUCAUUGUUAAUAAAUUCGCUUUGGCUGCACAUAUGUUGUGGGGAACAUGGGCUUUGAUUCAGUCUGCACAUUCCACAUUGGAUUUUGAUUUUCUAGGGUAUGCCAAAGAUAGAUUACAUGAAUACUUCUCUAAAAAAGAAGAAUUUUUGUCUCUAGAACUUAAACAGAAUGAAUCAAAUGGUCGGUGAGAUUUAUUGUAGCAUCAGAUAGUACUGUAUAAAUACAUUUAUUGUGGUAUUGGGACUAACUGAAAUAUGUUGCAUUGUUUUUACAGAAUUUUUUGAUGGAAAUUUUGAUGAAAAAUGUUGUACUAUAAAUCAAAGCUUUCAUAAAGGUGGUGCUAAUUUCAGUUAUUGAUUAGUAUGAUUUUAUUAAUUUCAAAUUUGCUGAAAAAAAUCUCUUGACUUCCUCACAAAAAGCAAUUUUAAUAAAUCUAGUCAUUUUUUUAAAAAAAAAAAAUAUUUUUUGUAAUUAUUUUUAAGUGAAUUAAAUUGAAUUGUUUAAGUAUUCUAAAAAUGAAGGCUCAUGUUUAUCAGAUUAUAUUUAUAACUUAAUUAUAUAAUAUUUAUUGAUUUAAAAUGUCAUAGUAAAAAAAAUUCUUAAAAUGUGUUUAAAAUUACUUUUGUUAUUGAAAAUAUUAAUCUUGCUUUUUAAUUUAAAAAUUAAUAUUGUUUAGGAAGUCAGAAAUAAAUAUUUAGAUACAAUUUUUCUUCAGUUUGAAGUAUAAGACCAUCUAUUUAUUUUAAUUUCAAUUCUAUAUCUAAUUCCAUAAAUAUUUUUCUUAUAUUGAAUACAUUUAACAAUUUAUUCUAUUGUGUCCUGGAAUGAUAAAUUUCUUCCCAAGCUAUCUUUGGCUUUAAAAGGAAUACACAGUUGUUUUUAAGAAGUGAACAAGAAGUGCAUUUCCAUUGAAAAACAUUUUUUCAUAUGUUGGCUUACAAAUUCCAUUGGGAAUUGGAAAAAUUUAUAAAAUCCCAAAUUAUUAAAACUUUUUAUUUAAAAUCCAAAAACGUUCUAAAAGGCAGUAAGCUUUGUAAUCGUAACUCUUAACUAAAAAUUAUAAUUAUAAAUUAUAAAUAAUAAAAUUGUUAAUAAUAAUUAUAAUUAUUAACAAAAUUAUGAAUGUGAUUUAUUUGAGAGAUUUUAAUGAGAAUAUAUCUUGCAAAUACUAGCAUGAAGCUUAUUGUCAUU